AUGAUGGCCAAUAAUAAACAACCCUCGAUAAACGCGAUGCAGACAAAACAAGUGGAAGUUUCACCCCAGUUGCAAGCAGGGGAGAAAUUUAUAAAAUGGGAUGAGGACUCCGGUGUGGGUACUCCAGUUACACUUAAAGUUGAUGAGUUUGGAUUUUAUCUGUACUGGAUUGAUCAAAAUAAUGAAGUCGAUAUGCUGGAUAUCGCUAUUAUACGAGACACCAGAACUGGAAAACACGCCAAAGUACCUAAGGAUCCAAAGUUAAAGUCACUAGUGACAAUGGGCUCGCAAGACUCUUUAGAAGAUAAAACAUUGACCGUAUGUUAUGGAUCAGACUUUGUUAAUGUCCAAGCAAUAAACUUUUGCGCGAACAAGGCGGAAAUAGUACGGCAUUGGACGGAUCAAUUAUUACAAUUGGCGUAUAAUUUAACUUUAUUAAAUAGUAGUGUCACUGCAUUUUUACAAAAGGCCCAUACAAAAUUAGUUCUGACUGCUGACAAAACUGGUAAAAUUUCGACAAAAAAUAUAAUAAAAAUGUUUACGACAAAUAAAGAGGAUCGAAAGCGCGUCGAAAAGGCACUUGAUAUUUCUUCUUUGCCAUCUGCCAAAACUGACGCAGUGCCGCUACAAAAGUUUCAAUUUAAAGACUUUUACAAUUUCUACAAGUCUUUAACCCAGCGCACGGAUGUUGAAAAAGUAUUUGAUGAAAUCGUCGGUGGGAAUAGCAAACGCCGAUUGAUGUCAACAUCACAAUUUGUUGAUUUUCUUAAUAAAUCACAGCGUGAUCCUCGACUCAAUGAAAUAUUAUAUCCGUACGCGAACGACGCUCGAGCUCGAGAUAUUAUCAAUCAAUACGAACCGGAUAAAAAUAACGCCAGCCGAGGACAAUUGAGUUCAGAUGGUUUUCUUAGGUAUUUAAUGAGUGAAGAUAAUCCAAUUGUUGCCAUGUCCAAGUAUGAGCUAGAUGAUGAUAUGGAUCAACCACUCGCUCAUUAUUUUAUCAAUUCUAGUCACAACACUUAUUUAACAGGCCAUCAACUUACUGGAAAAAGUUCCGUCGAGAUAUACCGGCAGUGUUUACUCUCAGGUUGUCGUUGCGUUGAAUUAGAUUUCUGGAAUGGAAAAUUUGACGAGCCUGUAAUAGUUCAUGGAUACACAUUUGUGCCUGAAAUAUGCGCUCGGGAUGUGAUCGAGGCGAUAGCGGAGAGUGCCUUCAAAACAUCCGAAUUCCCGGUUGUACUCAGUUUCGAGAAUCACUGCAAUCCGCGUCAACAGGCUAAGAUUGCUCAGUAUUGUAGGGAGUACUUUGGUGACAUGUUGCUUGACGCUCCCCUUGAAUCGCAUAAGCUAUUACCAGGUCAUGAGCUUCCACCGCCGUCGCUACUGAAACGCAAGAUAAUAAUAAAGAACAAAAAGAAGCACCGUAAUCACAAGAAAGACCACAAGAAGCACCAGCAAGGAGAUCAGGCUGCUCAGGCCGGUCAAGUGGCCGAGACUAAUGGUGUCAGUCAGCAAGCUGACGGUGAGAACGGUCCACCACCCGACGUAAUCCCGCAAAAUGAAGUAGACGGCGAGCAGUCAAUUGGCAAUGACGUAUCUCAUAGUCCGGCGAUGCUCCCGCAGCGACAGGGUAGUAAAGACAGUAAUCCAGAUGAUGAAGAUGAUGAAGACGAGUCCAGUACCGAGGAAGAUGAAUCAAACGUUGAGGAUAUUAAACUGAGGAUGGACGAUAAGGUGGCAGCUACCGAUAAAGUUGCAUCUACCGCCAAAGAAACGGAAGCCGGGGCUGAAAUAUCAGCUCUCGUAAAUUAUGUACAGCCUGUGCACUUUAACAGCUUUGAGAAUGCUGAGAAAAAAAAUCGUAUGUACGAAAUGUCUUCGUUUGAUGAAAAGCAAGCGACAACUUUGCUCAAAGAGCGACCAUUGGAAUUUGUCAACUAUAACAAGCACCAACUAUCUCGUGUUUAUCCGGCCGGAACGCGGUUCGACUCGAGUAACUUUAUGCCUCAGGUAUUUUGGAAUGCCGGCUGUCAGUUGGUUGCUUUAAAUUACCAAACUCUCGAUCUAGCUAUGCAACUAAACAUUGGAAUCUUUGAGUAUAAUCAACGCUGUGGCUAUUUGCUCAAGCCGGAAUUCAUGAGACGUAAGGAUCGCCGCCUGGAUCCAUUCGCCGAGUCAACAGUCGAUGGAAUUAUUGCCGGUACUGUACACAUACACGUAAUAUCUGGACAAUUUUUGAGUGACAAAAGGGUGGGCACGUACGUCGAGGUCGACAUGUAUGGUCUGCCUGCGGACACUGUACGCAAGAAGUUCAAGACUAAAAUAGUACCUAACAAUGGGAUAAAUCCUAUUUACGAUGAAGAGCCUUUUGUAUUCAAAAAGGUCGUGUUACCUGAGUUGGCGUCACUGCGUAUCGCUGCUUAUGAAGAGUCUGGCCGGUUAAUUGGCCACCGAGUUCUCCCCGUAGUGGGUCUUUGCCCGGGUUACCGGCAUGUGACACUCAGGAACGAGUGCGGUCAGCCCCGUCCUCUAGCCAGUCUCUUUCUACAUGUUAUUGUUAAGGACUAUGUACCUGACGGAUUCAACGACUUCGCUGAGGCUCUUGCCAAUCCAAUUAAAUAUCAGUGUGAGCUGGAAAAGCGAGCUAAACAAUUAGAACGGUUGAUGGACAUUGAUGAGCUCGAAGGGGAUUCCGAUGUAAAUAAGGAUAAAGACAAGGAUAAAGAUAAAGAAAAAGAUAGAGAAAAAGAUAAAGAAAAGGAAAAGGAGAAAGAAAAAGUUUUUACUAGUGCUGCAAAGCCAACUGAUGAAACAACAAAAGCAAAGAAAUUACAGCCUUCCGGCGAUUUAUCGGGUGCGUUACAGUUGUCAGAAAGUCCACACGGGCGAGCAUCAACUGCGGGCUUGGAAGUCCAAGAUACUCCUGAUGUGGAAGACGGAGUUGUGUCGUCAACAGUUUCUGUUGUUGAUGUUACGUCAAAUAAAAACGCGUCUGUCAUAGUUUCGAUUGGAGAUGGAAUUGUCGCGGAGCCAUUGGAAAAACUUAUGACUAACAAGCUUGUUUUGGAGAAAAAAGGAGAGUUUGAGAAAAAACUUGAAUCUUUGCGUCGCAAGCAUGAAAAAGAACGAUUGCGUUUACAAUCUGGAAAAGGAUCUGUUGACGGUGAAAAACACAAAUCUAAAUUUUACAAUAAUAAAUUGGUGAAACGACUUUCUACUAAAAAUAUAUUUUCCACUGACGUUGGUUUGAGUGUGACUUUGCCGGAGACGUCAGAGUGCCAGGAAGAGGGUGUCGAGGGACCUUCAAAAGGUCUUCCCAAGAGUCAAAGUGAACGGUUGUUAAACAUACUCAAAGAGCAUUUGGAUCAAGAAAAAGAACUACAAGAUAAAUACCACGACAUUGUGUAUGCCAUGGUUGAAAAAGUUAUGACAACGUCACAGACAAAUCAGAUGAAGACACUUAAAGUUCUUUUGGAAAGAGAAAUAAGCAGUGCCAUGAGAAGGUUACAAAAAUUACGACACCUCGAGGUGAAACAGUUGUCAAAAGUACAUAAAGAUAAGGCGGAAUUUGAUCGCAUGAAACGAGAAGUCGGUAAGACGACUAUUGAGAAGGGAGUUAAUGAAUGUAGCAGGUUGACGGAUAUUUAUGAUAAGAAGAAAGCUGAGCUUGAGUCGCAACACGAGGAAGUUCGCCAGAAACUUGAAGAGGAGAGAAAUAAGGUAAAGGCAGCAAUACAAGCCGAAUAUACUAGUAGUUACAAUAAAUAUGAGAGCGGUGAGCUGGCAUUAACGCCUUCAGCUAGCACAAGUUUUGCCGACACACUGAAUAAAACACCCUACUGA
Molecule: messenger RNA, 3843 nt
Organism: Cotesia congregata
Lineage: Eukaryota; Metazoa; Arthropoda; Insecta; Hymenoptera; Braconidae
Source: the annotation of a GenBank genome assembly